Durio zibethinus is the source of this 1345-nucleotide messenger RNA. The record is from RefSeq and is a predicted model, not a curated record. Lineage: Eukaryota; Viridiplantae; Streptophyta; Magnoliopsida; Malvales; Malvaceae.
AUGGCGUCCCAGCCAAUAGCGUACUGGUUGCAAAAUUAUACUGGGGCAAGAGAUUAUUCUCAAACACCUGAUCAUGCUCAUAAUCAUAACCAAAUGUGGGCAGUUCUUAUUGUUGCCAUUUUAACAGUCUUGCUGGGAUCCUCCUUGUUCUUCUUUUGCAGAAGAAAGAUUUGCCAGAGAUGGAGCCGUCAAGGAAGUCUGAAAGCUGAGAAAUUAAAUUUGAGGCGUUUCCAGUUAGAGGAGCUAGAGAAGGCUACCAAGAACUUUAGCAAAGACUGUUUGUUGGGGUCUGGUGCAUUUGGAAAUGUCUAUAAAGGAACCUUUGAAGUUGAAGGUACGUUAGCAAUCAAGAGAGCUCAUGCUGAGUCAUACCAAAGCGUUGAAGAAUUUACAAAUGGACCAAAAGGUGCAAAAAUAUUGGUUUAUGAAUAUGUACCUCAUGGUUCUUUACUAGAGUAUAUCAUGGGAAGAGGAGGAAGAAACUUGACGUGGAGGCAAAGAGUAAACAUAGCUAUUGGAGCAGCCAAAGGAAUAGCUCACUUACAUGAUGGGAUUAAGCCUAGCAUAAUCCACCGUGAUAUAAAACCCAGCAACAUCUUAAUUGGAGACGGGUUCGAAGCCAAGGUCUCAGAUUUUGGACUUGUGAAAAUGGGACCUAUAGGAGAUCAAUCACAUGUGAGUAGCCAGAUCAAAGGAACACCAGGAUACCUUGAUCCUGCAUAUUGUACAAGUUUUCAUUUGAGUCCAUUUAGUGAUGUUUAUAGCUUUGGUGUUAUCCUUCUGCAACUUGUUUGUGCCCGGCCGGCUGUGGAUUCAACUAGAAAUCAACCAAAUUUCCAUAUCAUUGAUUGGGCUAGGCCCAGUAUAGAGAGGGGCAGCAUCGACGAAAUCCUUGAUACUAGUCUUUUAUCUGAGCCAGAUUGCAACAUGGAAAUAAUGCUGAAGAUGGGUGAACUUGGUUUAAGAUGUGUAGUGAAAAUGCCUAAAGACCGUCCUACAAUGACUCAGGUAUGGCAAGAACUAGAAGAUACAUUUUAUUCAGUUGACAACUUCAUGAACAAGCAGCCUUCAAGAGGUUCUCGAAGAACAAUUGGCAAGUUUCCUCCACUAUCAGAACAAGGACAUCGUAGAUCAUUGGACCAGGAUUAUUCUCAAAGCUUUGUGAGCGUAGAUGGCGUUGGAUUUCAAAAGUUUCUCGUUGAGAUGGAUAGCGUUUCACUUCAAAGUACCAGCUUAAGAUGUUUUGAGAUCAACACCAUUAACAGCGUUGAUGUUGAUAAGAAGAAUUUGGGAGGAACAAGUGAGGAACACAACCAAUCGUGAUCUCCCAUUAUAAAGUUAUAAA